AUGCUUCGGUUCCAGGAACACGUGACCUUCAAGGAUGUGGCCGUGGUCUUCACCGAGGAGGAGCUGGCACUGUUGGACGAGGCCCAGAUCAAGCUGCACCGAGAGGUGAUGCUGGAGAGCAUCAGGAACCUCGUCUCAGCGGGAGACGGGAUUAAAAACAGCGUUUCGAAUCUUCAGGAAAAAGGGUUGAGUUACCUCUCGCGAGAAAUGCUCUACUGUUGGCAGAUUUGAAAACAAAAGAUGGGUGGAUUAAUUGUGAGUCAGGAUUAUGUCACGAACCUUCGGAGAUGUCCCCAAUGUUUAGAAGGAGAUGUCUCCCUCUGUGAAGAGUGGGCAAGAGCGUCUCUUCAGAUUUCUGAAAGUGAAAACGGUGUAAUAAAUGCCAUUAAUUUAGAAAACCAAGAUGGCGCGGCUUGGAAAGGCUUGACACAGACCCCAAAAUCUUGGAGGAAAGCCCCCGUAAUGACCAAGCCCCAGAGUUCUCAGGGAAGAUGGAAGAGAAUUCAUAUGGAAGAGAAAUCGUGUGGGUGUGCUUGGUGUGAAGACAGCUGCCAUGGGACCUCACGUGAUGGGGAUGAUUCCCAAGAAUGUAAAGGAGAGGGACCUUAUGCAUACACUGCCUGUGGGGAAAACUCGGUUAUGAAGUCAACCGUCCAACAGCAGAAUGUGGUCCACGCAGUCCCAGAGCCUUUGAGAUGUACUAACCAUGGAACAGGCUUCACAGAGGAUGCGAAUCCUUAUGGUCGUCACGGCGCUCAUAGAGGAGAAAAAUCUCAUAAAUGGGAUGCGUGUGGAGGGGACUUUAGUCUGAGCUCAGUUGUUAUUGCUCAUUAUCCAACACCCUCAGAUGCGAAAGCGUAUGAAUGUCAAGAGAGGGCUAAGGACCACAGACAGAGUUCAGACCUUCCCAGAUAUCAGAAGGGGCCCUCGGGAGACAAGCCCUAACCAUGCAUUAAGUGUGGCAAGGGCUUCAGGCGCAGCUCCUCUCUUCGCAACCAUCACCGCGUCCACACCGGGGAGACUCCCUACAGAUGUGAGGCGUGUGGGAAGGGGUUUGGGUUCAGGUCCCUUCUUUGUAUUCACCAAGGCGUGCACACAGGGAAGAAGCCCUAUAAAUGUGAGGAGUGUGGGAGGGGCUUCAAUCAGAGCUCCAAUCUGCUCGUCCAUCACCGGCUCCACACCGGGGAGAAGCCUUACAAAUGCGGCAAGUGUGGGAAAGGCUUCAGCUCGAGCCCCAUUCUUCACGUCCACCGGAGGUCGCACACAGGCGAGAAUCCUUACAGGUGUGGCAAGUGUGGCAAAGGCUUCAGCCAGAGCACCCACCUUCACAUUCACCAGAGGGUCCACACAGGGGAGAAGCCCUACAUGUGCGGCGUGUGUGGGAAGGCGUUUGCGUACAGUUCAGUCCUCCAAACUCAUCAGAGAGUUCACACAGGAGAAAAACCGUACACGUGUGAAGUGUGUGGGAAGGGCUUCAGUUAUAGCUCCUAUUUUCACUUACACCAAAGAGAUCACACCAGAGAGAAACUGUAUCGAUGUGACGAGUGUGGCAAAGGCUUCAGACAGAGCUCAGAUCUUCACGUCCACCUCUGAGUGCACAUGGGAGAGAGGCCCUAUAAGUGUGGAGACUGCGGGAGGGGCUUCAGCUGCAACUCGUAUCUUCUCGCUCAUCAGAGAGUGCACACGGGCGAGAUGGAAUAUCCGGGUCGUGAGCAUGGCGAGGGUUUUAGUGAUAGCGCAGACCUUCUUGCUCAUCAAAGACUGCUCCAAAGGACGGAAGCAUUAUGA
Molecule: messenger RNA, 1788 nt
Organism: Equus quagga
Lineage: Eukaryota; Metazoa; Chordata; Mammalia; Perissodactyla; Equidae
Gene: ZNF285
Product: zinc finger protein 285
Biological process (GO): negative regulation of transcription by RNA polymerase II
Molecular function (GO): DNA-binding transcription repressor activity, RNA polymerase II-specific
Source: RefSeq, a predicted model, not a curated record